Erinaceus europaeus (western European hedgehog) is the source of this 4563-nucleotide messenger RNA. It is a transcript of the gene FADS6, whose product is annotated as fatty acid desaturase 6. Gene Ontology annotation, cellular component: membrane. Gene Ontology annotation, molecular function: oxidoreductase activity, acting on paired donors, with oxidation of a pair of donors resulting in the reduction of molecular oxygen to two molecules of water. NCBI's taxonomy places the organism in Eukaryota, Metazoa, Chordata, Mammalia, Eulipotyphla, Erinaceidae. The record is from RefSeq and is a predicted model, not a curated record. Bases 110 to 1120 code for a protein of 336 amino acids. Gene Ontology annotation, biological process: lipid metabolic process. The transcript has 6 exons.
CGCAGGGUGACACCAGGCGGGUGGCUCCGCCCCGGCCCGCCCCCAGCUCGCUCUAGGCGAGAGCCGCGGACUCUCCGGUCCUCUGAGCCCUCCAAGUCCCGUGAAGCCCAUGGAGCUGCCGGGGAGGCGCGGGGAGGCGCUGCUGGGCGAGCUGGAGACCCGGGUGCGGGCAGUGGUGAGGGCCAGCUCGUGGUGGGAGCGCCACGGCGUGGACUGCGCCAUCCUGGCGCUCAGCCUCCUCGCCCUGCCGGCCGGGUUUCUGUGCCUACGUUCUGGAAAUGUCCUGGUCUUUGCCCUGGGCAUCAUUAUCCUGGGUGUGUGCCACUACACGCUUACUGUCAAGGGCAGUCACCUGGCUACUCAUGGUGCCCUCACUGAGUCCAAACGCUGGAGCAAGAUCUGGGCCCUUUUCUUUGUGGAGGUAUGCACAGCCUUCACCGCAGAGUAUGCCAACUACGGGCACGUGAAGAUGCACCAUGCUUACACCAACGUGCUCGGCCUGGGGGACUCAAGCACGUGGAGGCUGCCUUACCUCAACCGUUACGUCUACAUGUUCCUCGCUCCCUUCUUGAUCCCUAUCGUAACGCCACUGGUGGCUGUCGAGCGACUGAGGAAGAUGGAGCCUGCGGUGGCGCUGCGCUCUCUGGGCCUGAUCUCCCUGGGCCUGUGUUCCCACUACUGGCUGCUCAUGAAUGUGUCUGGUUGCACAAGUCCCGGUUCUGCCCUGGCCUGCAUGUUCAUCACCAGAUCCCUGCUGGCCCAUCCCUACCUCCACGUUAACAUCUUCCAGCACAUCGGGCUGCCCAUGUUCUCCUUGGACACGAAGCCCCAGCGGAUCCACAUGAUGAGCCUGGGGGUGCUUAACCUGCCCCGGCUGCCCGUGCUGGACUGGGCGUUCGGCCACUCCAUCAUCAGCUGCCACGUGGAGCACCACCUAUUCCCCAGGCUCUCCGACAACAUGUGUCUGAAGGUGAAGCCCGUGGUGUCCCAGUUCCUGCAGGAGAAGCAGCUGCCCUACAAUGAAGACUCCUACCUGGCUCGGUUCCGUCUGUUUCUCAGUCGAUAUGAGGAGUUUAUGGUGCAGGCCCCUCCCAUCACAGAGCUGGUGGGGCUGCAGUGAGGGUGGGGGACCUCUCCCCACUCUACACCCCCACCCUGGCUCUCCCGUUACCACUGGUUCCCUGGAGCUGGGUGCUGCAGCCCUUCCCUAGCAGGGGUGGCUCCCUUGCUGGGGGUGGGGGUGGAUCUGCAACCAGAGGCAGGAGAGGGUAGUGAGGUAGGGUGCUCAUGGAGAACAUGGGGUUAGAUGUUGGGGGUGGGGGAGCUGGAAUCACCUGCCCUGACUGCUUUUCUGGGUUUUGAGGGUAUCUGGAGGAAAAAAAUAGAAAUGGUUGGGCAUCAUUGUCUGUCUGGACCUCUAGCAACUUCAUCUCAGCACUAAUCAGCUGAAUUCCAUCCCCUAUUCCUGUCUGAACCUUGGUGGGGCAAAGGAUGGGGGCCAGGGGAGGAGGAGGAGGGGUUCCAUUUAGGAGACAGUCUGGAGGGCUCACUGAGAGAGCCCUAGUCUCUCUGGUUGGCCAUUGCUUCUCCUGUACCCUUGAGGCUCUGCCCCCUAAGAAGCCCUCUCUCCUCAAUGCCAGAGGUCGAGGCUAUUCUUGACAGACUUUUGUAGCUUCCCAGCCAGGAAAACCUGUGCAAGACACUGGCUCAACAGCUCACAAGACCCACAGCCUCAGUGAGAACAAAGUAUGUGUGGUUGUGUGGUGUGUGUUUUGUGGGGAGUGUGCUCCCAGGGAAAUAGGGGUGGGGAGUAUAAAUAGCUUUGAGCAUGACCUUGGUUAGCUCUGGGUGGGGGGAGGAGUCUGCUUUCUUCUUUGAUGCUUACAAGGGGUGGCAUAGAAAAUCAUCAGUUGAAAGAGAGACAGAUUACUUGGAGAGUGACAGAGGAUGGAGUGAGGUGUAGGGGACAGGGCCAAGGGACAUAUGGCCUCAGAGAGGAGAGGAAGGUGGGGAGGAUGCAGAGAAAAGAGCUUGAAGUCAAGGACUGUCAUCCUUGACUGUGAAAGGAUGGUCUGCACCUGGUAGUGGGGUAGGGAUACAAGGGAACUGCUGAUCACAGCCAGAGGAAGGGCCAAGGUAGUGUGUGUGUGUGUGUGUGUGUGUGUGUGUGUGUGUGUCUGUCUGUCUGUCUGUCUGUCUCUGAGACUCAGCACAAAAUGGGAGGACUUAAGAAAAGGCCAGGAGUUACUCUGGCCAGGGGGCUGAGGCAGAGGGUGCAAGAAAGGGCUUCAGUGGGAGAGAUACUGAAAGAGACCAGAACAACUAGUUUAAAAUAAGGCUUCUCCUGAGACUGGGAGCUCAGCAGUGGAGUGCGUGCCUGGCAUACAUGCAGGUCUGGGUUCAGACUACGUACAAAAGAGUACUCUGAUCUCUCUGCGUGUCUCUCAUGUGCAAUAAAAAGUUAAAGUUAAAACAGGGUUUCUCACCUUAGCACUAAGCCCUUUUUGACCAAGUAACUCUUUGUUGUUGAUUCCAUCCUGUGUGUUGUGUCUAGCAGCAUCCCUGGCUUUUGCCCAUCAGAGACCAGGACCCGAUAUUGUAAACCCUCCCCCCCCCCAGAAAAAAAACUGUUCCUCAUGGGAAGGGGAUAAAUCAUCCCAGCUGGAGAACACACAGGUCAUGUUCUGUUCUUUUCCCUCUAGUGAAAUCCCUGGAUGGGGUAAAGGGCAUGCCACCCUCCUGAUGGCAGCAAGUGGGAUGGAAGGGUACAGGAGGAGGCAGUGAAGGUAUUAUCUAAGUUGGGCCUGUUGUUGGAGUCAACUGUGGCACGGCCUUAGGUAGCUCUGCUGAGGAGCCGCUUGCUCUGCAGAUCCAUUUCCCAUUCUCCUCUAUCCUGCCGCCCUCUACCAAAGACCACGGGCCCUGCUAGACACCCUUUCUGACCACCAUGACCAGUUCCAAAGCAGCGUAUCCCUUUUGCUUCUGUAGGGUCUGGGGUGGUGGGAGUGCUCCACUAUUCCCUUAGUCCUAAGAGAGAGUGCAAAAGUUCCGAGCGGUACAAAAGUUCCUUCAUUAAACUCCCUUCAGUCACCCCUUUAGUGCAUGCCAUCUGGUCCCUGCUGGGGAGCUGACUGAUAGAGCAGAGUUUUGGAUCCAGGCAGCCCUGUUGGAAGGAGGCAGAUUUGGCAGCCUCUCCAGCCUACUGCUUUGCUACAUGUUAUCGCUGCUAAUUUGAAAUGCAUUAGCCUCUGAAAUAGCUGCAAGGUCGGGGAGUGCACUUAAUCAAACUGCUAAUUCUCCAUGUGAUAAAUGCAGUGUCAGAGGACCACAGUCCUGACUAAUGAUUGAAACUCUCCCAAGACCUAACAAAUGAGUCAUCAUGAUUGAUCUGAGUGGGAAAUGGGCAGCAGUUGGAAGCCCUGGGACCAGAUCUGCUUGUCCCAUAGGCACAGGCGAACAGUUACAUUCAGUGCGUGAGGCUUACUUUUUUGAUAUUUUGAGGACAUGGGCUGCAGAAUGCAUUGGGGCUUGAGAGAGGGGAGGAAGGGAGAAGAGUGAACAGAGUAAUUCUAGGGCCUUGCAGAGCCUUAAGGUCUGAUGUGCAGAGAAUAUAUGGGAGAUGACGAUAUUGAUCACAGCCAAUAUUUAUUUAGAACUUAUGGUAAAUAUUUUUACCCACACCAUUUAAACUUUAAAACAAGUUUUAAUUUUUUGCCCUCGUGUUGCCUAUGGUGAAAAUAAGGUUGGAACAAUCAAGUUUCUCAGUGUCCUACAGCUAAUAAGUGGUGGGGAAAAUAUUCAAACCCAGUGUGUCUGACUGCAGAAUCAGUUCUCUUAGCCCACUGACAUACUACCUCUGGAAGAGGAACCCUAGGUUUUUCUGAUCCUAACUCUCUUCUUCUCAUGUGAAAUGACAAUAAAUGAUUUGGAUGUCAGGACAAACUAUAAGCAUCCAGUCAGGUACUGUGUGAUUUUUUUGGGGGGUGUGGGGGUAAAGGAAUGAAUAAAACUGGGCUCAAACUUAUGGAGCUUGCAGUCUAAUGCAGGGUUGACAAAUCCUUCUUGUAAAGGGUCAGGCAGAAAAUAUUUUUGGCUUUGUGAGUGAUAAUAGUUUCUGUCACAACUACUUCACUGUGCUAUCAAAAUGUAAAAACAAAAGGUCUGAGGUAAUAGUAAAGAAAUGCAUGGCUGCAUUCAAUAAAUGGCACGAUUGCACUGCAAUAAGACUUUCUUUGAAUUUUAUGUCAUUUUCACAAAAUACUCUUCUCUACAAUAAAAAAAUUUUAAAAUGUAAAGAGUUUGCUUGCAGGUUACCUACAACCAUCACAAAAGCAGGUGGUGGCCAGGAUUUGACCGGCAAGCCAUAGUUUGUCUACUCUUGGUCUAGAGGGAUAGGCAGAAAACAAAUCAUGGGGGAGGGGUAGCUGGGAAACAAAUGGCUCGUGGUCAUGUUCUAUUUCUUGAUUUGGGAACACGGAUACAUCCUGUGAUAACUCAUGAAAAAGUCCAUUUCUAAUCUGUGUACUUUUCUGUCUACAUCAAUAAAAUAUAAUUACAAAUGGA